AUGUCGUUCAUCAGCCGAGCUACGGCCAUAGAUGCCGACGAGAAUGUCAAGCAGCUCUAUAACGACUGGGCCAAGACUUACGACCAGGACAUGGCCGACGAGUCGCAGGACUAUGUCGCUCCGGCACUGGCAGCGCAAGCCGUGCUGACAACUCUCAACACCAAGACAAUCGGCAGUAACAUAUCCAUACUGGAUGCUGGUUGCGGGACAGGCCUUGUCGGCGCGCACCUUGCAAAACUUGGUGCUGCAUUAAUCGAUGGUAUCGACCUCAGUCCAGGCAUGCUUCAAGUUGCUCGAGCGACGGGCGUGUACCGCUCGCUAGAGGUUACAGACCUGUCCAAGGCAAUCCCGAUAUCCGAUGAGACUUACGAUGUUGUGACGUGUGUGGGAACGUUGACGCAAGGCCAUGUCGGUCCUGAGGUGCUGACAGAAUUCGUCAGAAUCACCAAAAAGGGAGGUAUCAUCAUUGCCACCGUCCGAGAAACGGUAUGGAAGGAGCAGGGUUUUGACAACGAGGUCCAUCAGCUCGUGUCGGGUGGAGAGGCGCAGCUGUUAGGCGCUGAAUUGGAGGAUUAUAGACGAGGAGCUGCGGCAAAGGCCUAUAUAGUCCGACUAAAGAAAGCAUCAUAG
This is a messenger RNA of Cyphellophora europaea CBS 101466, 630 nucleotides long. RefSeq lists its product as uncharacterized. Lineage: Eukaryota; Fungi; Ascomycota; Eurotiomycetes; Chaetothyriales; Cyphellophoraceae. The record is from RefSeq and is a predicted model, not a curated record. Bases 1 to 630 code for a protein of 209 amino acids. The transcript has a single exon. Gene Ontology annotation, molecular function: S-adenosylmethionine-dependent methyltransferase activity.